UGCCCUGGGAGUCCAGUGGCACCCAGGCAAGGGUCCUGCACGGCAGUAGCAGGCUCGGGAGGCCUAGGCCUGCCCUGCUCUGCCCUGGGGGUUGCAAACUCAGAGGAGGAAGGAGGGACACGCUGCCCAGGCACACCCACCAUGUGGCCCCUGUGGCUCCUCGCAUCCCUGCUGGCCCUGAGCCAGGCCCUGCCCUUUGAGCAGAAGGGCUUCUGGGACUUCACCAUGGAUGACGGACUGCCCAUGCUGAACGACGAGGAGGCUUCGGGUGCCGACACGACCUCAGGCGUCCCGGACCUGGACUCUCUCACGCCCACCUUCAGCGCCAUGUGUCCUUUCGGCUGCCACUGCCACCUGCGGGUCGUUCAGUGCUCUGACCUGGGUCUGAAGGCCGUGCCCAAGGAGAUCUCACCUGACACCACAUUGCUGGACCUGCAGAACAAUGACAUCUCGGAGCUCCGAAAGGAUGACUUCAAAGGCCUGCAGCAGCUCUAUGCCCUCGUCCUGGUGAACAACAAGAUCUCCAAGAUCCACGAGAAGGCCUUCAGCCCCCUGCGGAAGCUGCAGAAGCUCUACAUCUCCAAGAACCACCUGGUGGAGAUCCCUCCCAACCUGCCCAGCUCUCUGGUGGAGCUCCGCAUCCAUGACAACCGCAUCCGCAAGGUGCCCAAGGGUGUGUUCAGCGGACUGCGCAGCAUGAACUGCAUCGAGAUGGGUGGGAAUCCCCUGGAGAACAGUGGCUUUGAACCUGGAGCCUUCGAUGGCCUGAAGCUCAACUACCUGCGCAUCUCUGAGGCCAAGCUCACUGGCAUCCCCAAAGACCUCCCCGAGUCCCUGAAUGAACUCCAUCUCGACCACAACAAAAUCCAGGCUAUUGAGCUGGAGGAUCUGCUUCGCUACUCCAAGCUGUACAGGCUGGGCCUGGGCCACAACCAGAUCCGCAUGAUCGAGAACGGCAGCCUGAGUUUUCUGCCCACGCUGCGGGAGCUGCACUUGGACAAUAACAAGCUGUCCAGGGUGCCCGCCGGCCUUCCUGACCUCAAGCUCCUCCAGGUGGUCUAUCUGCACACCAACAACAUCACCAAGGUAGGCGUCAACGACUUCUGCCCCAUGGGCUUCGGGGUCAAGAGGGCCUACUACAACGGCAUCAGCCUCUUCAACAACCCCGUGCCCUACUGGGAGGUGCAGCCAGCCACCUUUCGCUGUGUCACCGACCGCCUGGCCAUCCAGUUUGGCAACUACAAAAAGUAGAGCAGCAGCAGCCACCAUGGUGGCCUGGGCAGGGUCUCUGGGGAGCACAGCGGAUGUCCUGAAGGGGGAGGCAGAGCAAGGGAGCGAAGCCAGCGCCCACUUGCACCCAACCCAGCCCCAUCCUUCUUCCCUGGCCCCCACUAGCUGCUCCCUGUUGCUUUCACCUUGGCUCCCAAGCGUGCAGGUGGGGAGCAAGGCCUGGCCCCCAUCACAAGCUGCCCCUGCCCCCCAUCGUAGCCACUCAGAGGUGCCCCGACUAAGCUUCCUUCCCAUUCACCCUGAAACCAAAUUGUCCGAGGUUCCAGUCCAAGGAAGAUGGUCCCUGGGUCUGGGGGACGGGGGCGGAUAGCAGGGAUGGAGACAACAGACCCCACCAAGCCCACCCACCUGCCCGGCACACAUUCCUCCUUCUCGUGUACUUCCAGCUUCCAACCCUCCUUGGCCCUGCCUGCUACCCCUGGCCUCCCAUGUCCCCCCACCACCCUGCUGCAAGUUCAUGGCCCAUCUGUCUGAGCUUCCUUGAUCUACUGGCCCCUGGACCAGUGCUUUACCUCUCUCUCUCUCUCUGUCUCUCUCUGUCUCUCUCUCUCUAUUGUUCUCCCUCUCCUCUCUCCCAUCCUUGGGCUGGGUUUGGUCUAUCUCUCGCUGGGCCUCUGCCUAGCCCCUACACAGGCAAGCUGGGGGCGGGGGAGCGGAGAGCAGCCUGCCCUGCCCAGGCCUCGCCCCCGAGCCUGGACAGUCCUGGCGGAGGCUGGCAAAUAAAGGUACUGCACCCCACACACGCUCCACAGGCAAGAGGGGGGCACUGAGCUUGGUCAGACCCUGAGAGUCUGCCUCCCGGGAGGGGCCCAGCAUUCAGCCAGAGUCCCCAGCACACUUUUCAUUGUCCCCUUCCCCCCCAUGAUGGCUAGGUCUCCCCUCCCCUCCUCUUCCAGCCCCUGGUGGGAGUUUUGAGCAAUCACACCCAGCUUGAGAAAGGGCUGCUUCUGAGGUUGGUUGCUGUCUUUCAAUUAAAGAAACACUGUGCAAUA
Messenger RNA from Diceros bicornis minor, 2282 nucleotides. It is a transcript of the gene BGN, whose product is annotated as biglycan. The transcript is spliced from 8 exons. The coding region runs from base 142 to 1251 and encodes 369 amino acids. The record is from RefSeq and is a predicted model, not a curated record. Gene Ontology annotation, molecular function: protein binding. Lineage: Eukaryota; Metazoa; Chordata; Mammalia; Perissodactyla; Rhinocerotidae.